AUGACACGCCGCAAGUUCAGCAGCGAUUUGGCUCACGCCUCUCGAGAGCAAGUUGAGCAUAUUUCCGGCCUCAAAAAGGGAGAUGACGACGGUGAAAUCACCUUUGUUCUUUCCCAUAACGCUCUAUCCUCUCCUGUGUACGUUCGUCUCGUUGCCAUGGACGUGGACGAAUAUCCACAAGGCCUCGGUUUUGUCGCCUUCACAAUCGAGGAGUCUGUCUCGAGCGAGGUUUCCGAGGUCCUCGACAAUGUUCCCAACUUUAGUCAGGGCAAAAGCAUACUCGACACACUUGUCAUGAUCUCCAAGAAGUUGAACACCGGACUUGACUCGUCGUAUGACGACAACGACACAGACGUCGAAAUGACGGAUGUUGACCAGGACGAGGAGGACGAGGAGGACAAUGAUUACGACUAUGACGACACCGCCUUUGGUUUUGAUUUUGCAGGCGAUUCUGUUCCGCAAUCACUCGACACCCCCAACAGUCCACCCAAAAUCACUAGCCGUCUAAUCGACGAUCUUCAGAAGGCCAAGGAGGCUGGUUUCAAGAUCUCUCUGCUGAGCCACGCUGCCAAGAACGAAACGAGUUGCAUCUUUUCCCUUUCUCUUCCGGUUGCCCACCUGGGAAUCAACGAGGACACGCUAGAGGCCUGGGAAGUAAGCGCUUUCGACUACAUCGUAUUACUAUACAAGUAUGAUGCAGGUUAUCCUUGCGUGGAAACCUUCACGAACCUCCCGUCCGGCCAUUCGAAUUCCAUGCACUUCAGCUUUGGAAAAUGCGCCUCCUUCAAGCCCACUCUCAGCUCAGCACUCAUUGCAUUCAGCCCAAAGUUCAACACUGCCAAGGGACGCUCAGCGGAAGAGGGUUUGGCAAGUGGAAACUCUCGAGAUGCGGCCUUCUGCUCAAUGCCCAUUUCGGAUUCGAUGGAUAAUUUCAUGAACAAGGAACUUGCCAAGCUUCUGAAGAUUCGGUUGAAUUACGGCGUCUCUUGGGACGGCGCAAAGGACAUGUUGGAGGACCUGACCAAAGAUGGGCACUUGCGUGGCUUCAACUCGAAACAGAGCAAUCUCGAUCCGAACCGGAGCCGCACUUCUCACAGCCUGAACGACAACGAUGCCCAAGUCUCAACGACCACACGUGAGUCACUCAACAAAGACUAUGUACGCCACAACCCACGGGCGCCAGGCCCGUUGCCGUGCGAAGAACUCAGCUUGCCUUUGAUUGCUAUGCAAUUCGCUCUGCGAUACUUUGUCAAAAGCACGCAGUACUGCCUGGUGUGCCACCGCAAGACGGAACCUGGAUUUACUGCUCUGAAGCCGUACGUCUGCGACUACCCUCUCUGUCUCUAUCAAUACAUGGCUUUAGGUCUGGGUCCCAGCAUUGAGCACGACAUCAUCGCUCGCCCCUAUAUCGUCGAUCUAUUGGUCAGCUUUUGCGCUGCUGCUUUGGAAAGUGGCCGGAUUCGAGAAUGGCCGCAGGGUCUGGCCAUCAAAGUUCCCAUCCUGAACCGAGUCUUGACACCAACGCCAACCAUGCCGAUGACCAUGGCAUCGUGGUCCACGCGCAAAUCCCAACAAUCCACGCAGGCCGCAAAAGAUGCAGAGACUCAGAUUACGAGCACGCCAAUUCUAGUCUGGGCUCAAAUUUCCGCCGGGAAGUUCAACGUGGACUGCUCGCAGAAGCUGGAGCUGCGACCUGGAGACAUGAUCAUUCUGGCCAAACCUGCUUUAAGCGGUAACGGGCAAAAUGUCGAUAUGCACCAUUGCCGCGUCAAGAGUGUCAACACCAUUCAUGACGACGACGGCAACAUUGGCGGCAAAGUGUUCGAGUUCGACCAUAUCAUGUCGAUUCAAAAACUACUGAACAAAACAGGUCCUGCUCGUCAUCGGUCGAAUGAACCCUCUGCAUCAGCCUAUGAGAUUGAUUAUAGCUCUAAGGGGAGGAUCGAUGAUGAGGAGGGAGAUGCUGAGCUGUAUCUCUACAAUUAUGACCUCGACAAAUUGAGUGCAGCCUACCAGAGAGAGGCGUUGAUGAUUCUCGUGCAAACAAUCCCCCCUAUCAGACAUCUGCGAGACUUUCUUCUCAGUCACAGAGGCUCACCUCUAACCGAUUACAAGAUGAUCUCCAAGUCGGCUCUAGCUUUGCUUCGAUGGAUCGUGGCUUCCAACCGCUCGUUUAUCGUACAAAUUGAUCAACCGGUGGACCUCGACAUUGGUGGGAUCAAAGCGACAGAGAGUAGACAGCGCGAACGCUUAGUCGGAUUGAGUGACGACUGGAUGCAGUUCCGAUUUGCCCAGGGAUCUCCUGAAAAAGAGAAUCGCUUCAAGCAAGAGCUUGAAAAGGAGGCAACCACGCAGCACCCGACGCUUUUCGCCUGGCACGGUAGUCAGCUCGGAAAUUGGCACAGCAUCAUCAGGACAGGUCUGGAUUUCAAGGAUACCGUCAACGGACGCGCUUUUGGACACGGCGUAUACUUCGCACGCGACUUUGAAACAAGCAUGCACUACUGCAAUAAACUGGUUGUUUCGACAUGGACGGGCUCGGAACUCAAGCUAUCCGCCGCAAUGAGUCUCUGCGAAAUCAUCAACCGUCCUGCGAAGUUCAAGUCCAUAUCGCCGUAUUAUGUGGUCGAUGAGGUUAAUUGGAUCCAAUGUCGCUAUCUCGUUAUCCAACGGAAACACGCAUCUACACAGGAAGCCACACCGGCCCCCAAGCCAGAGUACAUCUCUCAACAUCCCCAGUGGAAAGUGCUGGGAAUUGGCAAAAUUGAGGUGGAUGUCCCAGCCGCUGCGCUGCCAAGAUGGCGCCAGAAAUCCACAGUGACUGGAUCCUUGCCGUCUCAGCCGAUCGUCCUGGUCGAUGAUUCGGGCGAAGACGAGCCAGAUGACUUCGACUAUAUCAUUGACCUUCAAAAGGGCGAAGAGGCUGACGAUGAUGACACAAAGACUGUCACGCUUCACCUCGAACCACAUAUUGACCCAGACAAGACCCCUUUCACGCCGGCCACUCUUGAUAUGGAGUCACUGCCUCAGCUGCCUGCCCCCAGCUGGGCCUCGGACCAAGGACGACAGGUCAUCGGAAAGGAGCUCAGCAAGUUGCAGAAGUUGCAGGCCAAGACACCUCUUCAUGAACUCGGUUGGUACAUCGACUUUGAAAACAUAACGAACAUGUUUCAAUGGAUUGUUCAGCUGCACAGCUUCGAUAAGUCCUUGCCCCUCGCGCGAGAUAUGGAGCGAGCAGGCGUCGACAGCGUUGUUCUCGAAAUCAGGUUCGGCCGCCAAUUUCCUCUCUCGCCCCCGUUCAUCCGCGUUAUUCGCCCUCGUUUCUUGCCGUUUUCACAGAGAGGCGGUGGUCACAUCACAGCCGGCGGUGCCAUGUGCAUGGAGCUCCUGACCAACAGCGGUUGGAGCCCUGUCAGCAGCAUGGAAGGUGUUCUUCUCCAGGUUCGCGUGGCCAUGUGUAAUCUCCAACCCUUCCCAGCACGACUUGCGCGCCAGGAGAAAGGUCAGCCUGCUGGAGGAAGCGAUUAUGGUGUUUUUGAGGCUGUUGAGGCGUAUAAGCGCUCUGCCGCUGCCCAUGGCUGGCAGGUGCCUCCCGACCUGGAUAUGACUGCCAAUGCGCAGUGA
Molecule: messenger RNA, 3624 nt
Organism: Colletotrichum orchidophilum
Lineage: Eukaryota; Fungi; Ascomycota; Sordariomycetes; Glomerellales; Glomerellaceae
Product: polymerase
Exons: 1
Coding region: 1-3624 (1207 amino acids)
Molecular function (GO): NAD+ poly-ADP-ribosyltransferase activity
Source: RefSeq, a predicted model, not a curated record